GUUUCAAGGUACAUACGGUUUUGUUUUUAAAUGUUAAAAGAUUUUCAAAACUUUUUGAAUGAUUAAUAUUCUCCUGAUCGUUCAGAGUUUUAUUACAACCCCGAUAUGGAUCAAGAAUAUCCGUUGUUAAAUUCAAAUAAGGAUGUUGAUAAUGACCUGCUGAUAGAUGUCUGUGAGCUGAGCGUUUCCUUGGGUAAUUUAACCCAUGAUGUGUGCAAAUCCACGAAGAUCUUAGCGCAACACCCGGCACCUUUGGGCGGUGACUCCGAAAGGACUCUUCUUGCAAAAUUCCAGCAGAAAUUCGAGCAGUUAAAGCAAGGAGCGAAGGCUAAGGAGAUUGUCCAGUACGAAGCAAGGAGUAACAGGCUAAUGCAACUCUACAAGGAGCUGAAAGAUCUCGAGCCAGAUGAGGGUAAGCGAUGCCAGCACUUGUCGCUCCUUUAUGAACUCUUCGAUUUUGAACACUCAAAACAUAAGAAGAUCAAGACAUUUGGAAAAUCGGGAAAGCUGAAUGGAAGAAAUAGCAUAAAAGUGCAAAAAAUUAAAGAUUAUAGAAAGGUAAAGGGAAUUAUAUGCGAAAAAGUUGUUGCUGAGAGUAGCAGUGUCAAGAAAAAUGAAAAACUGGUCUUGCAAAAUUCCAAAGACUUUCAAAUAUGUAAGCAACAAACUUUGACAAAAUUAAUAGACUCAGAAGAAGAUAAAAUACAGGAAACAAUUUCAUUUGAAAGUCCUUUUUAUAAUACUCGUAACUAUACUAUUGACAACGAUGAAAAUUCUAUUCUAAAUUACAAACUGGGUAGAAAAAAUCGUUUGGUAAAUAUGUUUUAAAGAAACGAUUUCGCAAACCUUUCUCAUAGAACACUCAACCACAAUUCGUCUACAAAUUCAAUAAAUUCUUUUUUGGACGAAGAAUAUGAUACCGAAACAUUGAGUUCUUCAACUCGUACAACGGAAAAUAAUGAUAAAAAGUACAUUUAUACACUUAUGGAAAAUAUUCAAUAUUUAGAAAAUGAAACAAUCAAAUCUAACAUAAAAGAUCCUGAAGAGCAAUGGCAAACAAGUGAGAGUGAGUUACUUACUGAUUAUUCGAUAAGUAAUUCUAAGACAAACAAAACAACAAAUGAUGAAUCCUGGACUGAAUUAUCUGAAGAAAAUUUCAAGGUCUCUAUGGAAAACAUCCCAGAUAAUUAUGAACAUGGAAAAUUAAAACGCAAAGUGGAUCAUUCGUUAACAGUAACCAUUAAAAUUAACUCUUUAGAGAAGGUUCAUUGGGAACAUCAGCAACACAUCAUAAUAGCUCCACGAGUUUUGAUUCAACUCUUCAAGACAAACCCAGCUUACAAAUCUAUCAAACCUCAAAAUUUCUACGAGCAAGUCAACCAAUUAUUCGAGGUCAUAGGCCAGGGGAAUUCGACUCAGAAACUUCCAUUUGAGGCUCGAUCGAUUCAGUCGCGAUUAAUCCAAAUGCUACAUAAAAUGAAACGAGAAUUACCCAGAAAUAUAAGCUACUCCGGAUGGGUGGCAGCAGUGGGAAAAUACCAGCUGAGUCAGCUUUUCAGCUCCGAAGAAAUGCGUGCCUACGAGUCCUUGUGCCGGCAAUUAAGGGAUGAUAAAGAUGACUGCAGUCAGUACCCCAGAAGUGAAGAAUCAAGAUUCAGGGAUGCCCUGAGGGGCAUGAUGGGCCAGGAGUCGCCGCAUCUGAAGGCCUCAUCCGUAACUGGCCGACUGCAAAUACGCUCGCCACAUCACCAGGAGAGUGUAAGUGAGUCCUACCUCCUAUUAACUCUGGGUCUCUUGGGGUACCUUUAUCACUCGGCGAAAGAUCAGCUAAAGAAUCUUGAACAUCGGGGAGACUCAGGUGCUUACCUUGUGCGAGAUAUGCGAAAGAGAUUACAGAACUUUCCGGAGUUUCUGGACCGAAGGAGGAACCAACCUUGCAGCCUUCUUUGUCUGUACUGGCAGACUCGUGAAUACCAGUUGUUUUUCCAGUGGUUUCUGGCAUUGCUUAUGAAGAUAAACCAGAGUCAGGAUCAGGCUAUAAUUGUCACGCUAUACAGGGAAUCAUGCCGAAGAACUGGAGAACAAUGGAGAUUACUACAAAUGUGGCUGUCGGAAGCGAGCAAACCCUUCGUUUCAAGUCUUUGCUGUUGGUUAACGUUGGGUCAGCUCACUGUCUCGGUUAACGAUGAGUUCAUCGUUCAGCGUAACUUGAACGCAGUCACUGAUGACUUUUGGCAGCAACGCUAUCGACUAACAGCCUCAUUUGCCAAAUUGUUCAAUAGUCAGCUUGCCGAAAUGAUACUCAGUGUGGGAAAAAUGGUAGCCUACUCAAAAAAGUACUUGGAUCGCAAUGUGGAGACUCCACUGAGUAUCACAGAUCUCAACCAAAAGUUGCUUCUCCUGCUUAGUCAUUUCUAUCAGCAUGGGGAUCAGGAAGCCCUCUUCAACUUUCUUCACAAACUGCACUUUGAUGUCUCUGGAAAGGUGUUGAGUUUUCUGCGAGACAAGGACCCUUCGCCGAAGGUUCUGUUCCAUCAGAUGCAUAAGUACUUGAUGGUCACGGAUAUGCAUUUUUACAGGGAGCUAAUGCAGACACUGGAAGGUCAUCUCAGAGAGCCGGUUUCUGCAUUUAAUACCAAAUUGUUCAAUAUCAUGUUACGUCAGAUGUUGCCCAGACAGGUCGCCGAUAUUUAUAUAGAUAGAAGCGAAAGCCAGGGAUCCAAGUGCUGGUCAUGUUUUCUGAUUCGUUUAAAGUUGCCAGACUAUUGGAGAGCUCUUCUGGGUGAGAACAUGAAGGAGUACGAGGCUAUAUUUUCAGGAUUGUGGAAAUUCCAUUAUGCUAAUUAUGUGCUCUCCGAAAUGGUAGCUCGUUGGGAGUUGCAUUAUAAAAAGCAUACCAGAGCCACACAUUUUGAUUGCAUAGACCAAGUGGACCAGCAAUUUGACAUCCUUAUCGACCUUUUUCUGGAUGCAAUGAAUGUUUUGAAGAAUUAUCUGCUAACAACCUUAUUGGAACCGGCUUACAGCAAGCUGAGACUGGGAUGUGAAGAGGCCAACACCCUGGAUGAUAUGCUAAAUGCCAAUAGAACCUAUCUCCACACCGUAAGUCUGGGUUGCUUUCAAACAAAAGGUCUAAGCAAAUGUAACAUGUAUCUGGAGCAACUCUAUGAUGGCAUUAUGGAGCUUGAUUUUCAAGAACAGAGGUUCCACAGCAUCCUGAAGAACUUUAGGGACUAUUUGACCAGAUAUGGUGGACAAACGAGUGGUGUAAAUCAGUUUCUAUUACCAAGCUAUGAGUUAACAGAUCGAAAGCGUGAGUUUGCCUGGUCCUGCCGGGAUUCCAUAGAUGUCCUUAUUAUCCUAAAGGACAAAUUCCAAAAUACAAUGCUCGACCUUCUGUUUAGCCUUCAGUUGGAGGAUAUAGAAUCAUUUAGAAGACUGGCUCAAAGGUUGGAUCGAAAUGGCUAUUAUGAACGAAUGGACGAAAGAUUGGAGUUGGUACAAAGAUUCGAGUUUAAGAGAAAGAGAGAUAAUACCCAUUAUAGCAAACAAUAAAAGUUUUUGUAUUGCAGUUACAAAUCAAAUAAAUCAUUUAGAUUUUAUCCAUAAA
Messenger RNA from Drosophila serrata, 3610 nucleotides. It is a transcript of the gene t-Grip91, whose product is annotated as testis-specific gamma-tubulin ring protein 91. NCBI's taxonomy places the organism in Eukaryota, Metazoa, Arthropoda, Insecta, Diptera, Drosophilidae. The record is from RefSeq and is a predicted model, not a curated record.